Molecule: messenger RNA, 1104 nt
Organism: Ipomoea nil (Japanese morning glory)
Lineage: Eukaryota; Viridiplantae; Streptophyta; Magnoliopsida; Solanales; Convolvulaceae
Product: protein FAR1-RELATED SEQUENCE 9-like
Exons: 2
Coding region: 1-1104 (367 amino acids)
Biological process (GO): regulation of DNA-templated transcription
Source: RefSeq, a predicted model, not a curated record
AUGCGGGUUGCAGUCUCACAGGUGUUUGAUACUACGCGGCACAGGUUUUGUAUGUGGCAUAUAAUGUCAAAGGUUGGCGAGAAGGUUGGUAAUGUUCUAUCUAAAGAUGAGGAGUUUCGGCGUGCGUUGAAUGAUGUUGUUUGGUGUGAGACAUUGUCCGCGGAGGAGUUUGAGCGGGGUUGGCAGGACGUUAUCGAAAAGUCCGAAGCUGCGAAUAGUGUGUUUGGUAGUUGCACAAACCAGCAUGCUAGUUUGUCUGAGUUGUUCAACAAUUUUGAAGGGGCUAUUGAUGCUCAACAUUUGGCGCAGGCCAAACUGAAUGCCGAAUGUGAGGGCCACUUUCCCUUGUACCAGACUCCGUUGUUGAUUGAGAAGCAUGCUGCUGCGGUGUAUACUGUCAAUGUUUUUUAUGAUGUGCAAGUCGAGGUUAUUGCGGGAUCUUUUUCGUGUCGCUCUGUGCGUUCAAAUGUUGUAGGGAUGGUAACCCGGUAUGAGGUUCAAGAUGGUGAUGAACCGGUGCGCACCGUGACUUUUGAUUCUGGUAAUGUUGUUGUCGAGUGCACGUAUAACAUGUUUUCACGGGUUGGGUUACUUUGUCAUCAUAUUUUCUGGGUUUUCAAGGAUCGUAGGGUUGUUUCUAUCCCAUCUCGGUAUUUGAUCGCACGUUGGACAAGGGGGGCUUGUGUGCGGCAGGUGUUGGGUGUUCAACGUGGGGGCGCUUCGGAGGUAGAUGUCGCAAUUGGUGAAGCGUGGGCUGAAUUUUUUUCGUGCGUGACCAUGGCAUCACGGAGUGUUGAUCAUGUUUCCAAGUUGAAUGCAGCUUUGAAAGAUUUCAAUGCUUUUUUAUUGGCUGAGAAUGGUCCUAGCGUUCGCUCUUCUUCUUCUAAGAAGCAACUUUUUGAGUCGUUUUGCGGUGCUUCGCCCGAUGGUCAAGUUGAUGUUCGUCCUCCUCCAAUCUAUAAUAACAAGGGUGGUGGCAAACGUUACAAAAGUACAAGGGAAUUAGGUAUUGAAAAGUCGGGUCGUCGCCAACGCCAAUGCCAAACGUGUGAAAAGUAUGGGCAUGAUAGUCGUACUUGCCCGAUGCGCAACGUUGACGUAUGA